This is a messenger RNA of Lodderomyces beijingensis, 354 nucleotides long. NCBI's taxonomy places the organism in Eukaryota, Fungi, Ascomycota, Pichiomycetes, Serinales, Debaryomycetaceae. The record is from the annotation of a GenBank genome assembly.
AUGAUGGUAAUCACAACAGAAGAAAUACUAAUCCGCGCACCACCAUACAUCCAACCAUCACUAUGCCGCGUGAGUGACAUCCACGCUCGGAUAGAGCACAGCUUGACUGCACCACCACCACAAACCACGAUCAACAUUAGCGACGUUGUGCUCGACGUGGAGAACUUAGCUGAUUGGACCCACGACGAGGUGGUGGACUCAAAUGAGGCUAGCGAAUACAUCGAGUUUCAGAGGUUGCACAAGUUGAAGUUCUUGAAAGAAGUACGUGAUCGCGGCUUGGUUUUGACUCUGGAUCGUAAUGACGAGGGUGGUGGUGCGAGGAGUAAUUUGGCGCACACGUUUAUGAAUUACUGA